This is a messenger RNA of Triticum aestivum (bread wheat), 1572 nucleotides long. Its product is annotated as ras-related protein Rab-12. Gene Ontology annotation, cellular component: nucleus; cytoplasm. Lineage: Eukaryota; Viridiplantae; Streptophyta; Magnoliopsida; Poales; Poaceae. The coding region runs from base 143 to 736 and encodes 197 amino acids. Gene Ontology annotation, biological process: protein import into nucleus; ribosomal subunit export from nucleus. The transcript is spliced from 6 exons. The record is from RefSeq and is a predicted model, not a curated record. Gene Ontology annotation, molecular function: GTP binding; GTPase activity.
CUCCUUUCUUUCCGACAUCCAUCCAUCGAUCCCCUUCCAUCUCCUCGCUGUCUCGCCCGAUGGAGAGAGAGAGAGCGAGAGCUCGCCUCCUCCCUUCCAGAUCGCCGCCGCCACCUCCCUCUGGCGGAGCUCGCCGUCGUCCAUGGCCUCCCCCACGCCCUACUCCUCUCGCCCCUCCCCUUCCUGGCCGAACCAACCAGCCCACCCAGCACCCUUCCUCCUCCAAGAAAGCAAAGCCGUGCCCUCUGACCGGGGGAUGAGAUCUGCGCCUGCGGGGAAUUUAUUGGCGCUCUCCACCGGCGGGGCUUGGAGAGGCCGGCGUUCCCCGUCGAGAUCCGUCGCGCGCAUCCUCCAGCGCCACCCGCAGCACGUCGAGUACACCACCACCCUGGACCGCCUCGGCCUGGCCGACCUCUCGUCCCCGCACUCCCAGACGCGCGCCGCCGCCAUGGGGAUCAUGCCCCCUCCAAGUCCAAGCAGCGGGCAGCGCCGAGGAAACGACGCAAUGGUUCUCCCCAACACCCCGCCCGUGGACUACCCCACCUUCAAGCUCAUCCUCGUCGGCGACGGCGGCACCGGCAAGACGACGUUCGUGAAGAGGCACGUCACCGGGGAGUUCGAGAAGAAGUACGAAUCGACGAUCGGCGUGGAGGUGCGGCCGCUGGACUUCCAGACGAGCCACGGCAAGAUCAGGUUCUACUGCUGGGACAUUGUUCGGGAAUUCGGUAACUGUUAGGCACCGAGUAGCGAUUAAAUGGGCAUUUAAAUGGUAACUCGGGAGUUCUUGAAUAGUGGCUGGGACACGGCCGGACAGGAGAAGUUCGGUGGCCUCCGUGACGGAUACUAGUAAGUUCGGUGGCCUCCGCGACAAUUGCAUACAUGUUUUUACCUCUUGCAUAUUUAACAUACAUGACAGUAGCACUAGGUAUUGAAAUAUAUGCAAAGGUAGAAGCUAUCGCUGCUGCUUGUCUCUUAAAUAAAUAAAUAAAUUAUGUAAUCAUGAUCUGAAAUCUCAUGCAGGUGAUCAUUGGUUUCGCUGCUGCCGAUGUGCCAGUCGGAGGUGCCGCUGCUACAUUUGGCGGAGCUAGUGCUACCGCUCCAAAGGGCAACCUUCAUCAGACACUACCUCAUAACAGUGCCUCAAAACUUUACCUCUUGCUAGAUCCUUCGGUGGAGGUGACCCAUGUGAUGGUGAUUCGCUCUAGCAGUUCUGGUUCCGGCAGUGGUGGUGCUACACUGCUACUGCUCCUAUGAUGGCUACGCAUUGGUAGGCUCGGCUGCCUCCCUUGGCUGUCGCUGUCAUCAGCCUAGUCUACAACCACUUCCGAUGACUCAGGAGUUCCUAGGCCAAAGAAAUUUUAAGAAGCUCGAAACCCCAGUCAUCGACUCGCUUUAUAUGUUAUUGAACUUGUAAUGCAGAAUUUGCUUGAAAUUUUGAUGUAAUGCUGAUCUUGCUGGGAAUUGGGUGUAUAUUUACUUGUUGUACAUGUAAUUCAAUGUUGGGUGUACUUGUUAUUCAAAUGAUGGGAAUUUGAAUUUGUGCUAAAUGUAUUUAGUUGGAUGUGAACAUAA